Molecule: messenger RNA, 5849 nt
Organism: Syngnathus acus (greater pipefish)
Lineage: Eukaryota; Metazoa; Chordata; Actinopteri; Syngnathiformes; Syngnathidae
Gene: smarca4a
Product: SWI/SNF related, matrix associated, actin dependent regulator of chromatin, subfamily a, member 4a
Biological process (GO): positive regulation of transcription by RNA polymerase II
Cellular component (GO): nucleus
Molecular function (GO): DNA binding; transcription factor binding; ATP-dependent chromatin remodeler activity
Source: RefSeq, a predicted model, not a curated record
AAAAACAACUGGGGUAGGUCGCUCUUUGUUUUCUCGUAGGGAGGAAAACCAAGAGACUUUGCGACCGGCAAGAUUUUCAACACCGCUGUUCACCGUUCGUGUAAGUCCCUUUCGAUGUUGUUAGAUUGACGAGGUGACAUUUGUGAACGACAAGAUCAUUCCAGGAUGGAUUGGUGUUUGUAGGACGUGGGGUCCUUCCUUGUGCUUUAGCCCUUACAAUCCCCACUCUCCCCUGAGAGAUGUCCACUCCUGACCCCCCAUGGGAGGGACAACCUCGGCCAGGUCCCUCCCCAGGCCCAGGCUAUCUCCAGGUGGUAUGAUGGACCAAGUCCAGUUCUUCCCCAGGGCUCUGCCAUAGUAUGAUGGGCCCGUCCGGACCUCCUGGAUCUGACAGCCCACACCCUCCCCAGGGACCCUCAGGAUAUCCUCAGGAAAACAUGCACCAGAUGCACAAACCAAUGGAUGCCAUGCAUGAGAAGGGCAUGCCCGAUGACCCUCGCUACAGUCAAAUGAAGGGCAUGAGCAUGAGACCAGGAGGGCACAGUGGGAUGGGACCUCCACCAAGCCCCAUGGAUUCUUGCUCCCAAGGUUAUCCCUCUCCUUUGGGAGGCUAGCAUGCACCAAGCCCAGUCCCAGCGAACGGUCCUCCUGGCUCCAUGAUGCCUGGUGUCCCUCUGGUCCCGGGGGCUGGCCCAAUGGAGGGUAGCGGUGACCCUAAUCAGGGAAUGGGUCAGCCGAACCGUGGAGGGUUCCCAGGUCCCGGUGGACCGGGUGGGGCUGUAGGUGGACGGGGCUCAGCAGGAGCCACGCCUUUCAACCAGAACCAGUUGCACCAACUCAGGGCUCAAAUUAUGGCUUACAAGAUGCUGGCACGCAGUCAGCCCUUACCAGAUCACCUGCAGAUGGCCGUGCAAGGGAAGAGGCCCAUGCCAGGGAUGCAGCAGCAACCCAUGCCCAACAUGCCCCCCUCUGCCGGUCCUGUAGGCGCACCAGGGCCAGGACCAGCUCAGGCCAACUACAACAGACCUCAUGGCAUGGUUGGUCCCAAUAUGCCACCCCCUGGACCAGCAGGAGUUCCCCCAGGCAUGCAAGGCCAGCCUGCCAACGGACCUCCUAAAUCAUGGCCUGAAGGACCAAUGGUGAAUGCAGCUGCACCAUCCAAUCCUCCUCAGAAGCCUGAUUGCCUCCUCAGCCCACAGGCAGACCGUCCUCCUGCUCCUCCCUCUGUGCCACCUGCUGCCUCACCAGUAAUGCCCCCUCAGACCCAGUCUCCGGUCAGGCCUGCCCAGCCCCCUCCCAUAAUGCUUCACCAGAAACAGAAUCGCAUAACCCCUAUCCAAAAACCCAGAGGGCUGGACCCAGUGGAAAUCCUCCAGGAGAGGGAGUACAGGCUACAAGCCCGUAUUGCUCACCGUAUUCAGGAACUGGAGAACCUACCUGGUUCCCUUGCAGGUGACCUACGUACCAAAGCGACCAUCGAACUUAAAGCCCUCAGGUUGCUUAACUUUCAGAGACAGCUACGCCAAGAGGUGGUUGUCUGCAUGCGUCGCGACACUGCUCUAGAAACUGCUCUUAAUGCCAAGGCCUACAAGCGCAGCAAGCGCCAGUCUUUACGUGAGGCACGUAUCACGGAGAAGCUUGAAAAACAACAGAAGAUUGAACAAGAGCGGAAACGUCGACAGAAACACCAGGAAUACCUCAACAGCAUCCUGCAGCACGCCAAGGACUUUAAGGAGUACCAUCGAUCCAUCACAGCAAAGAUCCAGAAGGCCACCAAAGCCAUCGCCACUUACCAUGCAAACACCGAGCGUGAGCAGAAGAAAGAGAACGAGCGCAUUGAGAAAGAGCGAAUGCGUAGGCUGAUGGCCGAAGAUGAGGAGGGCUAUCGUAAACUUAUCGACCAGAAGAAAGAUAAGCGUCUGGCCUACCUCUUGCAGCAGACGGACGAAUAUGUGGCCAACCUCACUGACCUGGUGCGAGCUCACAAAGCUGCACAAGCUCUCAAGGAGAAGAAAAAGAAGAAGAAAAAGAAGAAGCCAGAGCCUACAGAAGGUGCUGCUGCUGGUCUCGGACCUGACGGAGAGCCAUUGGAUGAAACCAGUCAAAUGAGUGACCUCCCAGUGAAGGUCAUCCAUGUGGACAGCGGGAAAAUCCUCACAGGGGUUGAUGCACCUAAGGCAGGCCAGCUGGAAACUUGGCUUGAAAUGAACCCAGGAUAUGAAGUAGCACCGCGUUCAGACAGUGAAGACAGCGGCUCUGAAGAGGAGGAGGAAGAAGAUGAUGACGAUGAGAAGCCCCACGCUUCUGCAGCUCAGAACGAGGAGAAAAAGAAGAUUCCCGACCCAGACAGCGAAGAAGUGUCUGAAGUGGAUGUUCGGCACAUCAUCGAGCAUGCCAAGCAGGAUGUGGAUGAUGAGUACGGAAAUGCAGCUUUCAACCGAGGCCUGCAAUCCUACUACGCUGUGGCUCAUGCAGUCACUGAGAAAGUGGACAAGCAGUCUUCACUGCUCAUCAACGGUCAGCUAAAACAAUACCAGAUUAAAGGGCUAGAGUGGCUGGUGUCACUUUACAAUAACAACUUAAAUGGUAUUCUGGCUGAUGAGAUGGCUGGAAAAACGAUCCAGACCAUUGCCCUGAUUACCUACCUCAUGGAAUACAAGCGCAUCAACGGGCCCUUCCUCAUCAUCGUACCACUCUCAACUCUGUCAAACUGGGUGUACGAAUUUGAUAAGUGGGCGCCAUCUGUUGUGAAGGUUUCCUACAAGGGCUCUCCAGCUGCUCGUCGUGCAUUCAUUCCAUCUUUGCGCAGUGGCAAAUUCAAUGUGCUGCUCACCACAUACGAGUACAUCAUCAAGAUAAGCAGGUGCUAGCAAGUUACUGUCCACUGUCAGGUCAAAACUUUGAAUCACAUUUAUUACAUUUCCAUAAUGUUCCUCCAAAAGCUUCGUUGGAAGUAUAUGAUUGUGGACGAGGGCCAUCGUAUGAAGAACCACCACUGUAAGCUGACCCAGGUGUUGAACACGCACUACCUGGCCCCCACGGCGGGUGCUUCGCUCACAGGAACUCCUCUGCAAAACAAACUACCUGAGCUCUGGGCCCUGCUUAACUUCCUCCUGCCCACCAUUUUCAAGAGCUGCAACACCUUCGAACAGUGGUUCAACGCCCCGUUCGCCAUGACUGGCGAGAAAGUUGACCUCAACGAAGAAGAGACCAUUCUCAUUAUUCGGCGUCUACACAAGGUGCUGCGGCCCUUCUUACUUCGCCGGCUCAAAAAGGAGGUUGAGGCCCAGCUGCCUGAGAAGGUGGAGUACGUGAUCAAAUGUGACAUGUCGGCCCUUCAGAGAGUGUUGUACAGACACAUGCAGGCAAAGGGGGUCUUACUCACAGAUGGAUCAGAGAAAGAUAAGAAGGGUAAAGGUGGCACCAAGACUCUGAUGAACACGAUUAUGCAGCUAAGAAAAAUUUGCAAUCACCCCUACAUGUUCCAACACAUUGAGGAGUCUUUCUCUGAGCAUCUGGGCUAUUCUGGCGGAAUAGUGUCUGGUCCCGACUUGUACCGCUCCUCUGGGAAAUUCGAGCUGCUGGAUCGUAUCCUGCCCAAGCUGAGGGCCACCAACCACAAAGUGCUGCUCUUCUGUCAAAUGACCACUCUCAUGACCAUCAUGGAGGAUUACUUUGCUUACCGCAACUUCAAGUACUUGCGUCUAGAUGGAACCACCAAGGCGGAGGACCGUGGAAUGCUGUUGAAAACCUUCAAUGACCCAGCUUCGGAGUACUUUGUGUUUCUGCUUAGCACCCGAGCAGGUGGUUUGGGUCUCAACCUGCAGUCCGCUGACACCGUUGUGAUUUAUGACAGUGACUGGAACCCCCAUCAGGACCUUCAAGCUCAGGACAGGGCCCACCGUAUCGGUCAGCAGAACGAGGUCCGCGUCCUUCGGCUGUGCACUGUCAACAGCGUGGAGGAGAAGAUCCUGGCGGCAGCCAAGUACAAACUCAAUGUGGACCAGAAGGUCAUCCAGGCGGGCAUGUUUGACCAGAAGUCAUCAGGCUGCGAGCGCCGGGCCUUCUUACAGGCCAUCCUGGAGCACGAGGAACAGGACGAGGUCGGGGCUCGUGGAGGCUGCCGCACAAGGGGGGCGUGGGAGGAAGACGAAGUGCCUGAUGAUGAGACAGUCAAUCAGAUGAUCGCCCGAAGCGAAGAGGAGUUUGAACUAUUCAUGCGCAUGGAUCUGGACCGACGCCGCGAAGACGCCCGCAACCCCAAGAGAAAACCUCGUCUGAUGGAGGAGGAUGAUCUCCCCGCCUGGAUUUUGAAAGAUGACGCUGAGGUUGAGAGGCUUACCUGCGAAGAAGAGGAGGAGAAGAUGUUUGGCCGAGGAUCCCGCCAGCGUAAGGAGGUGGACUACAGCGACUCGCUCACCGAGAAGCAGUGGUUGAAGGCUAUAGAAGAGGGUAACCUAGAAGACAUUGAGGAGGAAGUGCGCCACAAAAAGACAACCAGAAAGCGCAAGCGAGACCGCGACCAUGACGGUCCCGCUACUCCUAGCUCCAGCAGCGGUCGAGGACGCGAUAAGGACGAUGACAUGAAGAAAGCAAAGAAACGCGGUCGGCCACCCGCUGAGAAACUCUCUCCGAACCCUCUGUCCCUCACCAAGAAGAUGAAGAAGAUAGUUGAUGCUGUUAUUAAAUACAAGGACGGUAGUAAUGGAAGACAACUGAGUGAAGUCUUCAUCCAGCUGCCUUCGCGCAAGGAGCUUCCGGAGUACUAUGAGCUCAUCCGCAAACCAGUAGACUUCAGGAAGAUCAAGGAGAGGAUCCGCAGCCAUAAGUACCGCAGCUUGAACGACCUGGAGAAGGACGUGAUGCUGCUGUGUCAGAACGCUCAGACGUUCAACCUCGAAGGCUCUCUGAUCUACGAAGACUCCAUCGUGAUUCAGUCGGUAUUCACCAGCGUCAGACAGAAGGUUGAGAAGGAGGAAGACAGCGAAGGAGAAGAUAGCGAAGAAGAGGAAGACGACCUUGACGAAGGUUCUGAGUCUGAAUCCCGUUCUGUGAAGGUAAAGAUCAAACUGAGCCGCAAAGAAAAGGGCGACCGUGGCGGGAAAGGACAGCGGCGGAGGGGCCGUGGCGUGCGGGCUAAACCCGUGGUGAGCGACGACGACAGUGAGGAUGAACAGGAAGAGGAGCAUUCGGCCAGCGGCAGCGAAGAGGACUGAACCUGAACCACUCCUAAAUGGACCAAUGGCCCACUGACCUACUUGACUGGAACUUAGACCUUUUUCUCAAGGUACAGCAGGAAGACGUUCAGUGUGAAAGCCUAGUUUUACCUAGAUCAGAUUUUGUUUUAGUGAGACUGUUGUAUUCUCAUUCAAUUGUAUCAUUGAUUUAAAAGCAAAAAAUGAAUAUGAACUAUCCACUUCCAUAUUUAAACAUGGUUUCUUAAGAUCAGUAGCAUCUCAUUUGGGGGGGGGGGGGUCCCGUUGUUUGUUUUUUCUUCUCCUUAAUUGGAAAAUUGACAGAUCCUGAUUUAACAGACUGCCACAUAGACAGCAUUUUCUAUUAUCAUUAUUAAAGUUGUGUUAGUUUGUCAUCCUUUUGAGAAGUGAACCAAGAGUCACUGUGUUCCCUUUUGAAUGCAUGUUACGCGUUUGUGGAAUUGCACCUGGAUGUGUCUUUGUUAUUAUCUCUGUGUAAUUUAAGACUACAAGCGGGAUUAUGGUACGGCCCACCCGCAGCCCCUCCCUCUCAGGUUGUGUAUGUAAACAGGGAGGGAGGGAGGGACGGGACCAUUUUCUCGUGUCGGUGUCACUGGAUUCCAAAAAGUAAAAAUAAAGGCUUCUCGUAAUAAA